CCUCCCACCCCGCCACCCGCCCCCCGACAUGCGACCCCCGGAGCGAGCUGUCUGGAUGCUGGUGGCCGUCUCCCUCCUGCACGCAUCUCUGCAGGGCGAGUUCCAGAGGAAGCUAUACCGGCAGUUGCUGAAAAACUACAACCCCCUGGAGAGGCCAGUGGCCAACGACUCCCAGCCUCUCACCGUCUACUUCACCCUCAGCCUCAUGCAGAUCAUGGAUGUGGAUGAGAAGAAUCAAGUUUUAACCACCAACAUUUGGCUGCAAAUGUCCUGGACAGAUUACUAUCUGCAGUGGAACGUGUCCGAAUACCCCGGGGUCAGGAGCGUCCGCUUUCCCGAUGGCCAGAUCUGGAAGCCGGAUAUCCUGCUCUACAACAGCGCUGACGAGAGAUUCGAUGCCACGUUCCACACCAAUGUCCUGGUGAAUUCCUCUGGACACUGCCAGUACCUGCCCCCAGGCAUUUUCAAGAGCUCCUGCUACAUCGACGUGCGCUGGUUCCCCUUCGACGUGCAGCAGUGCAAACUCAAGUUUGGCUCCUGGACGUAUGGCGGCUGGUCGCUGGAUCUGCAGAUGCAGGAAGCGGACGUGUCCGGCUACAUCUCCAACGGCGAGUGGGAUCUCGUAGGUGUUCCUGGCAAGAGAAGCGAGAGGUUUUAUGACUGCUGCAAAGAGCCGUACCCGGACGUGACCUUCACAGUGACGAUGAGGCGUAGGACGCUCUACUACGGUCUCAAUCUCCUCAUCCCCUGCGUGCUCAUCUCCGCUCUGGCCCUGUUGGUCUUCCUGCUGCCGGCAGACUCUGGAGAGAAAAUUUCGCUGGGGAUCACCGUCUUGCUGUCUCUCACCGUCUUCAUGCUCCUCGUGGCUGAGAUCAUGCCAGCGACGUCCGACUCGGUGCCGCUGAUCGCGCAGUACUUUGCCAGCACCAUGAUCAUCGUCGGCCUGUCCGUGGUCGUGACGGUCAUCGUCCUACAGUACCACCAUCAUGACCCCAACGGGGGCCGCAUGCCCAAGUGGACCAGAAUCAUCCUCCUGAACUGGUGUGCCUGGUUCCUGCGCAUGAAGCGUCCGGGGGAGGAGAAGGUACGGGGUCCGGUCUGCCAGCCCAAGGUCCGCCGCUGCAGCCUGAGCAGUGUGGAGAUGACCGCCCUGGCUGGCCAGCCACCCCUCGCCCCCACCGCCGCCCCCGCCGCCAAUGGGAACAUGCUCUACAUUGGCUUCCGUGGGCUAGAUGGGGUCCACUGCUCACCCACCCCGGACUCAGGAGUCAUCUGUGGCCGGCUGGCCUGCUCGCCGGCCGAGGAGGAGCGCCUGCUGGGUGGGGGUGGGGGCCGCCGCUCGCCCGACGGGGGCCCGGACCUGGCCAAGAUCCUGGAGGAGGUUCGCUACUUGGCCAACCGCUUCCGCGAGCAGGACGAGGAGGCGGCUGUCUGCAGCGAGUGGAAGUUCGCUGCUUCGGUGGUGGACCGCCUGUGCCUCAUGGCCUUCUCCGUCUUCACCAUCAUCUGCACCAUUGGCAUCCUUAUGUCAGCGCCCAACUUCGUGGAAGCCGUGUCCAAGGAUUUUGCCUGAUCCCCUGUGGCUUGGGGGAUUUAGGGGGGCACUUCAGGACGUUCCCACACCCUACCCCCACCUCUCCCAUGGAGGCUGGGUUUGGGCCUGGGCUCGUUGGAUGCGUGGUGGAGGUGAGGGCAGGGGAAUGGGAGACCCCCUUCUUCCCACCAGAUGGCCCAUCCCCUUUUCACGGCACCUGGACAUGGUCCAAACUGUUUCUGCACACCCUUCCUGGUGCUGCAGCCCGGACUGGGCAGAGACCCAACCCUCCCCCAGUGCUGCCCAAUGUCUGGGCAUGAUCAAUCACACUGGCUCCCUCUCCUCAAGGGCCAGACCCGCCCCCCCACCCCCCACCCCGCUCACUCAACCCGUAACACAGGGCGGAGGGUGACAGGGCCUUCCGGCCAUGCCCAAGCUGCCACCCGCAUGGUGUCCUGCUUCCCCUGGGCAAGGGAGAAGGACCAAUCCCACCCCUUCACCCACUGCCGAAGCGCUGGGUACGGGCUGGUGAUUGGAAAACUAAGGUCCAGCCCCUGGGUGCCCCCUCACUUCCCUCUCCCCGUCACCACACUGGACACUGGGCCUGUCAUAGUGAUUAUAUAGGCUGGGCCAACAGUCUGCUCCUGGCCCUUACUACCCCCGUUUCCCAGUUAGAGGCAGGAGAUGCUCCCAGUAGGCAGCCCCUCUCCGCCUUUGGCAGGUUGUAGCUACAGCCAGGGUCCCCACCAUCAGCUACCCAGGUGUGUCUGGGGCUGGUAUUCUCCCCUCCAGUACUAUGUGGCCAGAGGGAAGAAUCUAGCUUCAAGCUGCCCCCUUCCCCAAAUGUGGCCAACUGCCUAGUGGGGCUGGACAGACACUGGGUGGGAGUCAGUCAGUCGGCUGUAUUGAUUGAGCACUUAUUGUGUGCAGAGCACUGUACUAAGAGCUUGGGAGAGUACAAUAUAACAAUAAACUGACACAUUCCCUACCCACAACAAGUUUACAGUCUAGAGUCGGUCAGAUGGCCAGCCACCGAGCUCCCCAGAGCAGCCGGACUGAGGAAAUGUUUUCGUGGCCUGUACCACAUGGAGGACAGAGGCCAGGACUUGAGUCUCUCGGCCACAAGUGGCUGCCGUUAUGCCCCUUGAGCCCCAGGCAUUGUCCAGUUGCCUGCCCCAGGCGGUGCGUCCACAGGUGCAGAGAAGUGGAAUGGUCACGGCCAGCUCUCCCUCUCCCACCAGGCUCAGGAGAGAGAACCCAGGGCUCUGACCACUGUCCAGGAUAUAUAUAUUGAGCACAAACUAAGCGUUUAAGAAAGAAUAACGAGCACGAGACCUGUUUCCUGCCCUCGAACAGCUUCCCCUCUCCACUAAAGCCUGGGCCAUUAAAAGGGCCUGGAGGUGGGCCACCAGAGGCAGGCUUCCAAUUACCUUUGGCCACAUUAAGCAUCCCUUGGCCUUCUAAGAGCUUUGCAGUGUCCCCUCCCCACUGAUCUUGCAGUUGGCACCAGCUGCCCGACAUUACUAUCGCGUGACAGGGCUGUGCCAGAGCCUGGGAGCCACUGGAUUAGCUCUUGGCACAUCUGAGGGGCAUCCUAGGGUCAUUAGCGGAUUCUACCUGCUGCUUAGGCAACUGACCAUCCGGGCAUUUCCCCCCAAAUCCAUCCCACCCGGGCCCUGGAGACCCUAUCUGGGGGGGCCGGGCCACCACAGGAAGUAGGGCUUAUUGUGUCUGUCGGGUCACUGGCCUCGCCCAGGGGACAGUGGAAGCAGGGCAGUGGUCUAGUCCCAAGCAGACCAGCCCCUCCCUGCAGUGCUUCCCAGCACAAAGUGGUGUGACGGGGCAGGAUUUCCAGUUCCCGUGCGUCCCAGAUGAGCAGAGGAGAGUGGAUGAGGCCCCCCUCGCUGGUGUGAUUUUUGUCCACUUCCUGGUGUACCCCCAAGACCUUUUCUCCUGAGCAGCAACAGGAAGAAGGACCAUGGGUCCACCUGUCCCCUCUGGAUUUACCACAGACUCGCUGGUCAGCCUUGCGGCAGGGGAUCCUGGAUGCCGGCUGACCCACUCCCACCGCAUCUCCGCACUCAUUCCUUCCCAGCAAUGAGUUGGGGUGCCAAACGGGCUCACCUGGAUUUUUCUGUGACUCGACUCAAAGGAAAAAUCCCCUUUUUAAUGUUUGUGAAAAAUACUUCACUAAGUCAUAAAGCCCAAGGUGAGCCCUAGUCGUUAUUUUUAAAAAGGGAAAGAUAUAGCUCCUAAGAGCACUGAGGAAAAUGGUAAAUUAUUUAGGUGGGACCCCCACCUUCGUGGAAGGGAUUUUUUUUUAAAUUUUUGAAACUUCACACCUGUUGCUUUGGGGCCUGGCUCAUCUCUCCCUCCACCCUCUGACUUCCCACUUUGUACUAACGUGAGUCACCAAGUGUCUGCAGGCUUGUCUUUAUGGCGACUGGCUUGUGUUUCUGCUCAUUCGGAUUGUCGUGGGGCUAGUGUAGACCCGUAUCCAUGGAACUGUUCUACACACGGGAGGUUGUGUAUCGCCAAAGGUAUUUACUGAGCAUCUGCCAAGGUGCAGAGCGCUGUAGCGGAUGUCUGCUAUGUACAGAGCCUGUAUAAGCACACGGGAGAGUACACUAGAUGCAAGACACACCCUCUCUGUCUUGUGAGGCCUUUCAUUUGAAUGUGCAGAAUUAAAUAUUUUAAAUCAGC
Messenger RNA from Tachyglossus aculeatus (Australian echidna), 4237 nucleotides. RefSeq names its product cholinergic receptor nicotinic alpha 7 subunit (gene CHRNA7). Gene Ontology annotation, biological process: chemical synaptic transmission; nervous system process; signal transduction. The transcript has 10 exons. Gene Ontology annotation, molecular function: transmembrane signaling receptor activity; acetylcholine-gated monoatomic cation-selective channel activity. Lineage: Eukaryota; Metazoa; Chordata; Mammalia; Monotremata; Tachyglossidae. Gene Ontology annotation, cellular component: postsynaptic membrane; synapse; neuron projection. The record is from RefSeq and is a predicted model, not a curated record. Bases 29 to 1573 code for a protein of 514 amino acids.